Molecule: messenger RNA, 2112 nt
Organism: Phanerochaete carnosa HHB-10118-sp
Lineage: Eukaryota; Fungi; Basidiomycota; Agaricomycetes; Polyporales; Phanerochaetaceae
Exons: 3
Coding region: 242-2047 (601 amino acids)
Biological process (GO): fructose 6-phosphate metabolic process; protein N-linked glycosylation; UDP-N-acetylglucosamine metabolic process
Molecular function (GO): L-glutamine:D-fructose-6-phosphate transaminase (isomerizing) activity; carbohydrate derivative binding
Source: RefSeq, a predicted model, not a curated record
ACAUCAAGCCUCAUAGUCAUAAUAUGUGCGGGGUUUUUGCCUACUGUAGUUAUCUCCAAGAGAAGUUAAAGCCUUAUAGCUUCACCUCCUACACUCUGGACCUUGUAUCUGAUCAUGCUUCGUGUUAUUACGAUAGGACCGCAAGGCUGUUUGCGACAUUCUCGUCAAUGGCCUCGCACGACAAGAAUACCGAGGAUACGAUUCUGCUGGUAUCGGUAUCGACGGGGAUAGGUAGCGCGAGAUGAUAUUCUUCACGGAGGUCGGAAAGGUCACUGGUCUCCGCGAAAAGAUUGCAGUGUCGAAUAUUGACAUGGACAAGGCUUUUCUAUCACAAGUGUCCAUUGGCCAUACCCGGUGGGCGACGCACGGCCCACCAUCCACAGCUAACUGCCACCCUGUCAAGUCCGACCCAACCGCAGAGUUUACUGUUGUUCACAACGGCAUUGUCACGAACACCGUUGCCCUCCGCCUCCUCCUCCAGAAGCGCGGCUACCACUUCGAGACGGAUACCGACACUGAGGCUGUCGCAAUCCUUUGCAAGUACAUCUAUGACUCGCAACCAGACGAACGACUGGGCUUCACCGAGCUGGUCAAGACCGUAUUGAAGGAGCUCGAAGGUUCGUUCGGGUUCGUCUUCAAGUCAGCGCACCACCCCAACGAGGUUGUCGCUGCUCGCCGCGGUUCACCUCUCCUCAUCGGUGUCAAAACUGAAAGGAAGCUUAAGGUUGAUUUCGUCGAUAUCGAGUUCCCGGAUCUGGAGGCCGAGAAGAGCAUUGAUGCGUUCGCCGCUGCCACCUCUCCCAGUGGUCUCCUUGUGCCGCCCUCGCAGAACAAUCUCAUGCGUACACAAUCUCGCGCGUUUAUGUCAGAAGAUGGUAUGCCGCAGCCCAUUGAGUUCUUCGUCGCAUCCGAUGCCGCUGCUAUUAUUGAGCAUACGAAACGUGUAAUCUACCUCGAGGACGACGAUAUUGCGCACAUUGCUGAAGGCGAGCUGCAUAUCCAUCGCCUCCGCCGCACCGAUGAUCCCCCGGUCUCCUCGAUCCGCGCGAUCGAGACUCUCGAACUCGAGCUCGCCCAAACCAUGAAGGGAAAGUUCGACCACUUUAUGCAGAAAGAGAUUUAUGAACAGCCUGAAUCCGUUGUGAAUACCAUGCGCGGACGUAUCAACUUCGACCAGCACGUCAUCACGCUUGGCGGUCUCCGUCAGUACCUCAGCAUCAUCCGUCGCGGUCGCCGCAUUAUCUUCUGCGCAUGUGACACCUCAAACCACUCCGCCCUUGCCACCCGCUCCAUCUUCGAGGAGCUUACGGACAUUCCUGUCACCAUCGAGCUCGCGUCCAACUUCCUGGACCGCAAGACCCCCAUUUUUCGUGACGACGUUUGCGUGUUUGUAUCGCAGAGUGGUGAGACUCUCGACACCAUCUGUGCAAUGCGCUACUACCUAGAGAGAGGUGCGCUUUGUGUUGGUGUCGUCAACACUGUCGGUUCGACAAUUUCGCGUGAGACCCACUGUGGCGUCCAUAUCAACGCCGGUCCCGAAAUCGGUGUCGCGUCAACCAAGCUUUCGGAGGACCGCGCCUCUAUGGCGGAGCGCCGCAAGCAGAUCAUCGACGGCCUUCACGCGCUGCACUCGCUGAUCAAGCGUGUUCUCGAGGGCGACCGUAGCUUACAGGAGCUUGCAUCCGGCGCGCUCGCAAACCAGCGGAGUCUGCUCAUCAUGGGCCGUGGCUACCAGUACGCAACCUGCCUUGAGGGAGCGCUCAAGAUCAAGGAGAUCUCGUACAUGCACUCGGAGGGCAUCCUCGCCGGCGAGCUCAAGCAUGGCCCGCUCGCGCUCAUCGACGAGAACAUGCCGGUGAUUAUUAUUAUGACCCAGGACUCGCUCUACCCCAAAGUGCAGUCCAGCUGCCAGUUAUCGUUCUCUCUGACAUUUAUACCUUCUCAUUCAGACCUGUCGUCGCACUUUUCCUUCCUCUCUGUGUCGGGCGCUGUGGAAUUCAGAUGUGGCAAAUCUCCUAGAAAGACGAAACGAGACGUUUGUUGUUAAACGGGUGUCUGCAAUGGUGUGAAGGCUUCCGCCUUGGAGAAAUGAGCUUAUCAAUAACAUAUUUG